AUGAGUGCCCGUAUUCAGGUUCCUUUGUCGCAGCGGCGUCACACAAACGUUGCCGUUGUGCGCUACACAAAAAAUGGGGUUAGAUUGGAGAUUGCCUGUUACAAAAACAAGGUGAUAUCGUACCGCGGCGGAAUUGAGACACGCAUGGACGAGGUGCUUCAGGUGGAGCGCGUCUUCACCAAUGUCUCCCGUGGUCUAUAUUCCUCCGAGAAGGAGAUUGAGGCUGUUUUUGGGAAGGGAACAAGCGAAAAGGAGGCACUGCAGUACAUCCUUGAUCAUGGUGAGCUGCAGGUUGCGCAGCAGGAGCGAGCAGCGGAGAUAGAUCAGAUGUUCAUUGAUAUU
Trypanosoma cruzi is the source of this 342-nucleotide messenger RNA. RefSeq lists its product as uncharacterized. The transcript has a single exon. The annotation marks the transcript as partial. The record is from RefSeq and is a predicted model, not a curated record. NCBI's taxonomy places the organism in Eukaryota, Euglenozoa, Kinetoplastea, Trypanosomatida, Trypanosomatidae.